Molecule: messenger RNA, 2319 nt
Organism: Dama dama (fallow deer)
Lineage: Eukaryota; Metazoa; Chordata; Mammalia; Artiodactyla; Cervidae
Gene: APELA
Product: apelin receptor early endogenous ligand
Exons: 3
Coding region: 187-351 (54 amino acids)
Biological process (GO): apelin receptor signaling pathway; heart development
Molecular function (GO): apelin receptor binding
Source: RefSeq, a predicted model, not a curated record
GCUCCGACCGCCUCAGAGCACCAGAAACCUUGUCUGCUGUGAUCAUUAACCUUUCUGGAAAACGCAGCUAGCUCUGCUCUGAGGUCUGUCUUUAGAAUGUGAGGAGAGCCACACAGAUACCGCACAGACUCUUCAAAGAGGGGGGUUACCUUGUGAGCUUUCGCUCCACUGUAGAGUGGCAGAAAAAUGAGAUUUCACCGGUUCUUUCUUCUAUUUGUUAUUUUUAUGAUGAGUCUUCUACUUAUCCACGGACAAAGACAAGCUAAUUUGGCAAUGAGAAGAAAAUUGCACAGACACAACUGCCUUCAGAGGAGAUGCAUGCCUCUCCAUUCCCGAGUGCCCUUCCCCUGAGUAUAGAUCUUCUCUAUGUAACUUCACUGAGUCUGUCAGAAGAAGACUGAAGGAAAAGAUACCCACCCACAUGAUACUGUGAUUGUUUGGAAGUUCCUGUAUGGAAAGGAGUUGUUUGAAAGCACCUGGCAUAGUUUAUUAGUUUCACCUGGAUUCUCUUCUGCCUGGUUCUCCUGUAGGGAGAAAAUAGCAAAUUCAAAUGCAAUUCCAGUCUGAAGUAUAAUUACUUGCUUGCAUAGAAAAUUUUUUUUGUCUUUUUCUGCACAUUGUUAUUCUUACUUGGUUUAAGAAGAAAAACCAUUUGAUGUUUUAGAACUUUAUAAUAGUAAAAUAUACACAAGUUUAAAAUUGUUCUUUCCUAUUCUCAUAAUUUUCCAAAGGUAUUAAAAUUACUUUGUAUAUGUAUGAAUGUGUUUUUUUUUAAAUCCUAAAUUUGAGAUCAAUUGCAUUGACUAUCUGGUUUUGCAGAAUAAGGAGAAAAUAAUUAGUUCAUUAUUUAUAUAGAAACACUAAGAAAUAAACUGUUAAUUGCUGCCAGUUUUAUAUAAUAGGCUUUAAUGUUUAUGAAUGUAUUUUUUUACUUUGAAUAUAAUAUCCAUUUAAACUUGUAAAACAAAGUCUAAAAUAUUAAUUGUAAUUCAUUUCUUAAUACAACCAAAGUGUUCAUUUCUGAACCUGUUCUUCAACAUGUCAUCAUAAGAAGCCCGUGUUUGAUUUCUUUUGAAAUUAUGUUUAAUGCCCUUUUUCUUCAUUUGUAUAGAUAGCUUCUUAGAAAGGCCAACUUAGAUGUAACAUUUAAAAUACACUUAUGCCAGUGAAGUCUCAAGCAGAGCAGUGCACAUCACUCUGCUGGGCUUUAUAUUGGUAUUAUUCAACUUGUAGUGGUGAGACAUGUAAAUAAAAUAUCAGAAGGAAUUCAAUAAUAUGAUAUCCCAAGAAAGGCACUAUCCUAGGUCUGAAUUGUAUUGAUAAUUAGUUGUUCUCAAGUUGUUAAGUAUGCUUUUAAUUUGUAUUUAUUCAAAGACUGUUAGCUCAAUGACAUAUUUUACAAUAAGUUAAUUCCAGGUAUGAAGCUUAUCUAUUCAUGUCUUGACUAUAAAUUUUACUUUGUAAACAUUCUAGAAUGGGAGAAUCCAUUAACCCUUAACUCCUAUUUUUCCAAAAUAGAAGAUUGGAAUUUAUAUAUGAAGAUUUUGAAAUAGAAAUUCUGAUAUGAAAAUCUGUCUCCCUUUCAUAUCUUAUUCAUAGUGUUUUAGGUGAUAUUACUGUUAUGAAAUUUACACACAAAAGAUUUUUUAUGAAAUGUGUUAUUUCAUUAUUUAAAUUGUAUAUUUGGGGGAAACUCUAAAUGAUUUUCCAAUGAAUUAUAAUUCCUUCACACAAGUUCAUUUAAGUAGAAACAUAAGCUAUUAACCAUGAUAUUUAUGUUUAAAACAUAAUGUAUUUGUUUAUGUAAUUUGCACACAAAAAAAGAUUCAUACAGUUCAGAUAUAUAUCAUGGAAUAUAAGCCACACUUCUGCAAGUACAAAUUCUCACAUUCACAGAAAAAGUUGAAAACCAGCCAUAAUUAAAUGGUUAUAGAUUUCUACAUACACAACUUCAGUAAUUGUUUAAUAAAACACUCAGUGAUUUGAGUGUCUAGUUGUCCUUACUUGUAUAAGUUCCAAGUGUUGAACAUAGCAUGGUAGAAAGGUUCUUGAUACUUGUCUCUUUUUCCAUUGUUCCUUUUCACUGGGACAUUUUUGACUGAUCAUACCCUGCCAAUGGAGAUCUUUUACUUAAUUCAAGAUUAUCAGAGGAAAGGCAAAGUUCCUCUCAAAAUUUAUAAAAACCUCAACUAGUGGUAUUUAUGUUGAAGGUGGCAUACUAGAACAAGUCCGUGGCAAUAGAGCCAUAUAUUUUAAUUCUUUACUGGCAAGAUGAAGGGGGAACCAUAGGAGUGUCAAAUACAUGUACUUUAAAUUCUA